UCUUCAAUCCCCCCUGCCAAAAUCUGUCUCAACUUCAGCCAUUAAAUACACAAACACAAACCCAUUUAACUCAUACAGAAUGAGAAUUGUGGUGUUCCAGUGAGAGAGAAUUGAAGUUUAUUUCAAUUUCUUGAUGGGUAAACACAGGUUUAGAUUCUCAGAUAUGAUCCCAAAUGCCUGGUUUUACAAGCUCAAAGACAUGAGCAAAACCAAAACUUCACAUAUCUCCUCUCAUCAUAAUAACAAAAAAAUCCCACCAAAAUCAAAUCCAACUUCGCAAAAUCCUCACAUUUCAUUUCCAAGAUACUCUUAUUACUUCACCACACAACCCAUCAAACCUGAAAAAUUAUACAACUCUCCUGUCAAUUCCAAAGCCUCUGAUACUCAUUUUCCUGAUCCUUCAACCAAGAAAUACACUAAAAGGAAAACAAUUUACAAGCCUUCUCCUAAAAAUUUCUCUUCCAAUAAUGCUUCAACUCCUUGUACUUGUCAUUAUUUUAAGUCUCCAGACGACUCCUGUUUUUCUUCUGCUGAGAGUUCCAAUGAAGCUAAUUACUUCCCUGAUAUUGAUUCCGAUGGCGAAAGCAUUUGCAAUUGUGAACUUACUUCUUCAACUACUGAUAUAAUCAUCGACCUCAACGACAACCAGUUCUUUUCUAGCAAAGUCAAGAAGCUUAACGGUUUCGACGCCAUUUCAGAAAUGGAGCUUCCUCCAAUAUUAACAAAACCACCGAAGUCUCAUGACAAGAUAAAUGUUAAUCACUCUCUUUCUGUCAAGAUUGUGAAGGAAGAAAGUGUGAGGACUCAAAAGGAGCAAAGAAACAAGGCUGCUGUUAUCCGAAAGUCGUCAUCAUCGAAUUCUCCAGGGAUAAAGCUGAGAGCGAAAGCGAAUUCUCCAAGAAUUGGAAGCAAGAAACUCCAAACCGCUUGUUCAAGAAAGAGCAUAUCAAGAAAUAAGGGGUUUUCAGAGAGCUUUGUGGUGGUGAAAUCGUCGGUUGAUCCGCAAAGAGAUUUCAGGGAUUCAAUGGUGGAGAUGAUUGUGGAGAAUGAUCUUCGAACUUCAAAGGAUUUGGAAGAUCUACUUGCUUGUUAUCUAUCGUUGAAUUCCAAGGAAUAUCAUGGUGUUAUUGUUAAGGCAUUUGAGGAAAUCUGGUUUGAUAUGACUAACCUUCGCUUGUAAAUUAAUUAAUUAAUUGUUAUAUAUAUAUUUUUAGAUGUAAGCUUCUUCUUGUCUCUGUUUUUCUUUGUACUUUUGGGUUAAUUAAGUUGAAUAAAUGUUAAUAAUAUUGUUAAGAAUA
Pistacia vera is the source of this 1298-nucleotide messenger RNA. Its product is annotated as transcription repressor OFP4-like. Gene Ontology annotation, molecular function: DNA binding. Bases 134 to 1180 code for a protein of 348 amino acids. Gene Ontology annotation, biological process: negative regulation of DNA-templated transcription. The transcript has a single exon. Lineage: Eukaryota; Viridiplantae; Streptophyta; Magnoliopsida; Sapindales; Anacardiaceae. The record is from RefSeq and is a predicted model, not a curated record.